AUGGCUCGUGAGGAGCUCAUUUCCUCUGCUGAUCCGUCGGUAGCUUCCUCGCCGAUCGAGAAAAGAGUCGCAUUCCUUCAGUCGAAGAACUUGACGCAGGAGGAAGUUGAUCUCGCGCUUUCUCAGGCAGGUCAAGACCCGUCCGCAGCAGCAUCAGCUGUAACAACAACGUCUUCAUCGCAAGGACAUACUCCACAACAAGCCGUCUACCGGCCCCCUCCUCCUACACAAGGAUAUGGCUAUCCUCCGUAUCAAUGGCAGCCUCCACCGCCAGAGCCCCCGAAGAGAGACUGGCGUGAUUGGUUUAUUAUGGCCACAGUAAUGGGCGGUGUAGGGUACGGUCUAUAUACUGUCGCCAAGCGAUAUGUCAGUCCUCUUGUUGCACCACCUACGCCUCCACAGCUUGAGCAGGAUAAAAAGAAUGUCGAUGAAGAGUUUGCCCGCGCCUUUACCCUGAUCGAGCAACUCUCGACGGAUACUGCGGCGCUCAAGUCCGCUGAAGAAACACGCACAGAGCGCUUGGAUACUACACUGAGGGAUGUUGAGAGUUUGGUUGGAGACUUGAAGAGCGCAUCGCGUCGGAGGGACGACGAAACCCGCCGGAUCAACGACGAGGUCAAGACUCUGAAGGAUGCCAUUCCCAAGGCGCUUCAGGGCGCGCGCGAAGGCAACGAGCAGCGGUUGAAGGAGCUUGGCACAGAACUGAAGAGUCUGAAGGUGCUGCUGGGCAACCGCAUUGGUGGUGGUGCCGGCGGUGCUAGCUCUCCAGUUGCUGGAAGAACAGUAGGCACUAACCUGCCUGUUGCAUCUCCUCGCCCAGCGGAGGAACAACCAACCACUCCUCCCCCUACCACCAACGGCGCGACAGCUCCCGCUACCAGUGUACCUGAAUCGCAGCAGCCGCAGCAGCCGCAGCAGCCACAGCAACCACCGGCUGCUAAGAGCCCUAGCCCUCUUUCGCAACUUGGGAGGUCUGCUUCUAUUCCCGCCUGGCAGAUGGCGGCAGCGAAUCGGUCGAAGCCAUCUAACCCUGGCGCCACUGAAGAAGACUACCGUCACCGAAACCGAGACACCCACACGCAAUCGCGCUCCCGCUCUCGCUCCCCAGACCGAAACCACCGUCACCACCGUCGCCAUAGACACGAUCGUCACCAUCGCGAUCGCCAUCAUCGCAGCACUCGCGAUGACCGGGAGCGUGACCACGACCGUCGCGAACGUCGCGAUCACCGUCCAGCGACAGCAACAACACCAAAGCCACCGAGCGAACAGAUACUCCUCCCCUUCAACACCCGCGGACUCUCAAGACAUGACCUCUCCGCAUACGAGCCCAUGUUCGCAAUGUACCUUGAUAUCCAGAAGGGGAAGUGGAUAGACGAUAUGGAUGAAGAGGAGGUUAAGGGGCGGUGGAAGAGCUUUGUGCGGAAAUGGAACCGUGGAGAACUUGCCCGAGGAUGGUACGAUCCGAGUACCCUGGACAAAGCCCGUGAAGGUGCAUCAGAAAGCCAUCGUCCCCCGGCAUCGUCUGCUGGGAAACGUGCAUCUCCUGAUUACGAAGGGGCUGGUACUGGAAAGGAUAGGAUGGACGAGGUUGAUGAUGACGACGAGGAGGAUGAUGAAGAGGACUACGGUCCGAAUCUCCCAUCAGGACUACAGAUUACCAAACCCGGUGGUCCGUCCUCUGGUCCAACAAUUCCUAACAUGCAAGAUUUGGACUUCCGGAAAGAAUCCGCAAUCGAAGACGCCAUCGAAGCCCGCCAUGAUGCCCGAAAACAACACCGCGCCGAAGUACACUCGCACAAAUCCGAAAUGCGCCAGGUAGAAGACGAAGUCGCCCCAAGAGCCGAACCAGGCACGCAUGAACGCCGCAUGCAAAAACGCCAAGAAGCAUCUGCUUCGAAUCGCGCGUUUUCUGAUGGCCGUCGGGGUGGUUCGCCUGGGGAGGCUGCUCCUGAGGAGAUGCUGAUGGGUUCGGGCGAGAAUGAUUUGACGGAAAUGAAGAAGGAACAGGAAAAAAUGCAGCGAAAGAAAAAUGAACGCGAGAUUAGGAGAGAAGAGAUUAUGCGGGCGCGCGCUGCAGAGCGAGAAGAAAGAGUCCAGCAGUAUCGACAAAAGGAGGAAGAAACCAUCGGCUGGCUCAAAACCCUGGCAAAACAGAGGUUCGGUUGA
Messenger RNA from Aspergillus glaucus CBS 516.65, 2166 nucleotides. It is a transcript of the gene pex14, whose product is annotated as putative peroxisomal membrane anchor protein (Pex14). The record is from RefSeq and is a predicted model, not a curated record. Bases 1 to 2166 code for a protein of 721 amino acids. The transcript is spliced from 7 exons. Lineage: Eukaryota; Fungi; Ascomycota; Eurotiomycetes; Eurotiales; Aspergillaceae.